CCACCUCAAUAUAGGGCUUCUGGCUUCUUGGUCUCUUUUUGUCCCCGUCCUCGGGAAAAGAGAGAUGCAGCGCCAGAAGUCCAUUCUCUCGUUCCUUCAGAAGCCUUCGCCGGAAAACCAGCCAACCGGCGGCCCUCCUUCGUAUGCCGACAUGCUCGAUCGCUGGCCGGAGGCAAAUCAAGACCCGCGUCGGAGCUUCUCCGUACCGGAGAAACCCUUGAAAGAUCCCUCGCCGGAUAUCCAAGGAACAGACACUCCGCCGGAGAAGCCGCGCCGCCCGAUCCUCUCAGCGGGAGUUCCGGCGACCGACGACGACGACAAGAACGCAGCGCGGUCAUUCUCGAGCAUCAUGCAUAAGUUCACCAGGGAAGACAGAUCGGAAAGCAUCAGCAAGGGGAACCAAGAUGAUAGUGGUUCCCUUAGCUCUCAUUUUAAAUCUGAUACCCUUGAAGAAGAUCAUAGAUAUAUGAAACAUGAAACACCCACCUACGAACACUCAAAAUAUCAUUACUCAGUGUUUAAAGAUGACUCCAAAGGGAUGGAGCCUCUGCAUUUUGAACUGAAUGCAGAUGUCUUGGGGCCAGAAACCCCAGCUAUGCGGCCACUUGUUCCUCGUUUAAAGCGGGUACAGGAGGAUCCUUGUGAUAGCGAAAAUAAAUAUGAUUCUCUCCUUUUGUCUUCUAGCAAAAGGUUGAAAUCAAUUCAAGAUUCUGUGAUUGAACAAAAGGCUCAUGGUGAAGUUCAUGAAAGUCUGACCAGCAAGUUUGAGUGGCUCAAUCCUUCUGCUAUUAGAGAUGCAAAUGGAAGACGACCAAAUGACCCACUUUAUGACAAGAGAACACUGUAUAUUCCACCUGAUGCAUUAAAUAAAAUGUCAGCAUCUCAAAAGCAGUAUUGGAGUGCGAAAUGCCGAUACAUGGAUGUUGUCCUCUUCUUUAAAGUUGGCAAGUUUUAUGAGCUGUAUGAGUUAGAUGCUGAGAUUGGCCAAAGGGAGCUUGACUGGAAAAUGACUAUGAGCGGUGUAGGUAAAUGCAGACAGGUUGGCAUUUCCGAGGCUGGGAUUGGUGAUGCUGUUCAGAAGCUUAUUGCUCGUGGGUAUAAAGUUGGACGAAUGGAGCAACUUGAGACCUCAGACCAAGCUAAAGCUAGAGGGCGUGCUUCUGUUAUCCAAAGAAAAUUAGUUGAGGUUUCAACACCAUCCACCAUAACUGAUGGCAGCAUGGGACCAGAUGCAGUUCACCUUCUUUCCUUGAAAGAGGGAAAGCAGAGUUCAGUGAAUGGUUCUACCAUAUAUGGAUUUGCUUUUCUGGAUUGUGCCGCCUUGAAGUUCUGGGUGGGUUCUGUAUCUGAUGAUGAUUCUCAUGCAGCUUUGGGUUCUUUGCUGAUGCAAGUUUCACCAAGGGAAGUUAUCCAUGAAAGCUCAGGACUCUCUGAAGAAACCCACAGGACGCUGACAAAAUAUGCUUCAGCAGGUUCCACUAAAGUGCAAAUGACUCCUGCAAUGCCCAGCAUAGACUUUCUGGAUGCUUCCGAAGUUAGAAAAUUGAUACAUUCUAAAGGAUAUUUCAGGGGAUCUUCUAAUUCAUGGUCUUCUACGUUUGAUUGUUUGAUGAACCAUGAUCUCAUUAUUUGUGCUCUUGGUGGACUUGUUGGUCAUUUAUCUAGGCUAAUGCUAGAUGAUGCUCUACGUAAUGGAGAACUUUUGCCAUACCAUGUAUAUAAAAGUUGCCUAAGGAUGGAUGGCCAGACUCUCGUGAAUCUUGAGAUCUUCAGCAAUAAUGUUGAUGGUGGCCAGUCAGGCACAUUAUAUAAAUAUCUUGAUCACUGCAUAACUGCAUCUGGUAAACGGCUUUUAAGAAGGUGGAUAUGCCAUCCACUAAAGAAUAUUGAUGAUAUCAAUGAUAGGCUUAAUAUUGUGGAGGGAUUAAUAAAGGAUUCAGGGGUAACCUACAUCAUAGCUGAGUAUCUGCGCAGGCUUCCUGAUCUUGAGAGACUCUUAGGAUGUGUUAAGGCUACUGUUGGUUCAUCAUCUAUGCUCCUUUUGCCUUUGGUUGGAGAAAGAGUACUGAAACAACGGAUCAAAGCAUUUGGGUCUCUUGUCAAAGGUCUCCGAGUGGGAAUAAAUUUGUUAAGUGUUCUACAGAAAAAGAACCAUGAAAUCUCAUCAUUGUCGACAAUUGUGAAUCUUCCAAUGCUCAGUGAGCUCGAUGAACUACUUCACCAGUAUGAAGUAGCUCUGGAUGAUGAUUUUCCACGGUAUCAGGAUCAUGAUGUGAAAGACUCGGAUGCUGAAACAUUAGCUGUUCUAGUUGAGCUGUUUGUUGGAAAGGCUACUGAGUGGUCACAAGUCAUCAAUGCACUGAACUGUAUUGAUGUGCUCCAAUCAUUUGCUCAAGCUGCAUUUCAAUCGCAUGGUUCUAUGAGUAGGCCUGUAUUUCUGCCAGCUAAUUCAGAUCACAUGGAUUCACACCGAGACAGUAAAGGACCAACACUGCGAAUGAAGGGUUUAUGGCAUCCCUAUGCUGUUGCAGAAAAUGAAGAUGGUCUAGUUCCCAAUGACAUUUAUCUUGGUCAAGAUUCAGAUGGACACCAUCCUUGUGCACUGUUGUUGACUGGACCAAAUAUGGGUGGAAAAUCAACAUUACUUCGUGCCACAUGUCUGGCUGUUAUACUGGCCCAGCUGGGUUGCUAUGUGCCUUGUGAAAUGUGCGCACUCUCACCUGCUGAUGUUAUCUUUACACGGCUGGGUGCAACCGAUCGCAUCAUGUCAGGCGAAAGUACCUUCUUGGUUGAAUGUGCAGAAACAGCAUCAGUACUUCAAAAUGCCACUCAAGAUUCUCUUGUCUUGCUUGACGAACUUGGUAGAGGAACAAGCACUUUUGAUGGAUAUGCAAUUGCCUAUGCUGUACUUCGGCAUCUUGUGGAAAGGGUUCGCUGUCGUUUGCUUUUUGCCACGCACUACCAUCCCCUUACAAAGGAAUUUGCAUCUCAUCCUCAUGUAAGCUUGCAGCACAUGGCCUGUGCAUUCAAGGCUAGAGCUGGAUGCUCCUUCGAUGGGGAUGGAGAUCUAGUAUUUCUCUACCGGCUUGCUUCAGGAGCUUGCCCAGAGAGCUAUGGAUUACAAGUUGCUUUGAUGGCAGGGAUUCGAAAACAAGUUGUUGAAACUGCAUCAAAGGCUAGCCAAAGAAUGAAAUUGAUGAUUGGUGAAAAUUUCAAGUCCAGUGAAGGAAGAUCUAAAUUUUCCUCCCUUCAUGAAGAGUGGCUAAAGACCCUGUUGUCCAUUUCUGGGAUUAAUAAUGAUUAUUGGGAUGAUGAUGCAUCUGAUACAUUGCUUUGUUUGUGGCAUGAACUCAAGGGUUUCUACAGAUAGGUUAAAUGCAGGACAUAGUAAAAUACCGGGGCAUAUUUUUGCCGUGAAGAUAUGCUGUCAGGCCUGUAAAGUUUGAUCCAUGACAAACGAACUAGCUGUACAGUGAGAAGUGUCAAAAGUGUGAAUCUGGAUAUUACCAGGCUUGGGAUGUAUUAGCUGUUGUAGAGUUGCUGCUUAUUGUGCGUGAAUAUAUCUGGAAAACAAGCAUCAUUUGGCCAGAGGAUAAUAUUCCACAAGUAAAAAUGAAAAAAU
Phoenix dactylifera (date palm) is the source of this 3622-nucleotide messenger RNA. NCBI's taxonomy places the organism in Eukaryota, Viridiplantae, Streptophyta, Magnoliopsida, Arecales, Arecaceae. The record is from RefSeq and is a predicted model, not a curated record.